Molecule: messenger RNA, 3386 nt
Organism: Drosophila ficusphila
Lineage: Eukaryota; Metazoa; Arthropoda; Insecta; Diptera; Drosophilidae
Gene: NKAIN
Product: sodium/potassium-transporting ATPase subunit beta-1-interacting protein
Exons: 7
Coding region: 390-2381 (663 amino acids)
Biological process (GO): regulation of sodium ion transport
Source: RefSeq, a predicted model, not a curated record
UUUUUCCACGACCCAGACACGGUCACUCCUCUUAGUUUUCAAUUGUUUUUUUCCCGUUUCGUUCGCGCACUUGUCCUGUACAUCAGGUUUUGUUCGGUGCAGCUGCAUUCUUUCUCGCUCCCACCCCUGCCCCUGAAAACCUGCACCUGCGUUCUUAAGGAGCGAACGAGAGGCAGAGAUCCAGUGCGGCACUUGCCACGCUUGACUUGCAGCAGGUCUGCAGGCAAGGCGGAAAUGCCACAAGGAGCCAACGCUACUGCCGCCGAUAGCCACAAGUUCCAGUCCCGAUAAGGCGACGAUAGACUGGAAUACGCAGCUAGCUGGAAAGCAGAUAGCGAGGGGAGAGCAGAAUUAUUUGUUAUUCUAAUUUUGAAUGAAAUGACGAUGUGAUGGGCUCGUGCUCGUGUACGCGGCGGCACUUUUUGCUGUCAAUAUGCUUCCUGCAAGUGAUAACAAUAAUCGAGCGCCAGGUAUUCGACUUCCUCGGGUACAUGUGGGCGCCCAUCUUGGUGAACUUUUUCCACAUAUUGUUCAUCAUAUUCGGGUUCUACGGCGCCUACCAUUUUCGCGUUAAAUACAUCAUAACCUAUCUAAUAUGGAACUUCCUGUGGAUCGGCUGGAACGCGUUCCUCAUUUGCUUCUACUUGAAUGUGGGACAGUUGGACAAGAACAGCGACCUGCUCAAUCUGGGCACCGGGAGCGUCUCCUGGUUUGAGGCGAACGGAUACGGCUGUAAGCCCACCUUUAACAUGACCGCAGAGGAUCCGUUCCGGCCCCAGCGGCCAGAGAAUGUUGAGGGUUGCCUGCUGGACUACCCCCUGGUAGAGAUCAUACACUCGGGGGUGCAAUGCGCCCUGGCGAUGCUCGGCAUACUCGGUGCGAUUCUGAUCAGUUGCAUAUUUCUUGAUGAGGACGACAGAUUCGAUUUCAUGAACGGCGACGCGAAGAGUCCACAGCACACCGUGGUGCACCCAAUGUACGUGAGCUAUACAAGUAUACCCACAACAUCCGCAAGCGCCACCAUGCAAUCAAACAAGCAUCUGCAACUGCAGCAGCAGCAGCCGCAGCAGAACUCACUGAAACUCUAUUAUCAUCAGCAACAACAGCAACCCAAACUACACCACUUCAACAAGAACUACCAGCUGAGCGGCAGCAACAAUAAUACACUCAACAAUAAUGUACACCCGCGCGCGUCCUCGCUGCUGCCGCCAGACACGACAAAUAACCACAGCGCAUCAUUCCAAUUUCAUAGUCACCCUUCGAGCAACCAUCUAACCCAGCGCACAGGCGGUGAGGGGAGCAACUGCAGCAGUCUACGUCGCCACCGGCACCACCAUUCCAAGGCACCCAUCAGUCCCAGUCCCAUGUCCGCCCAGACCACACCCUCGCUGUCGUACGCUUCGCUGCAGAACUCCAAUCCCUACCUGGCCGGCAAUUCGCUGAGCAACAGCAACUACAGCAUCUUCCAGAGCCCCGAAUCGCUCCAGGGCACGACUCACUUCGCCCGCAUCCACCACAAGCCCAAGCCGCCCAAGUCUGGCGUCCCUGUUUUGGGAGAAGUAGACUCCCAUCCGACUCCCGGCCUGGGAAUGGCCUCGCCCGUCCGUCCGCUCGAGCGCCUGUCACGCAAUCUCGAGGAGGACGAGGACAACUUUUCGCUGCAGCAGUUCGCUCCAGGCGAGCACGGCGUGACCUACGUCCCCUUCCAGAGCCCCACUCCGAACAGCCUAUUCCUGGGCGAGAACAACAACGCCCAGCCCCAUCUCGUCUUCCGCUCCAACUCUCGCCCCAGUCCCAACAACAACGCCUUUCCCUAUGACCAGAACGGCCUGCCCUCCCCGAUUCGGCUUGGACCCAACUCAAAUUCGCGACGGCCCACGCACAUUCCCCUGCCCACGGUGCCCCUGCACAGCUGCCUGGAAAUGCAGGACGACGAGGAUGCGGACGGCGAUGCGGAGCUAAAUCAAGACCAGAUGCUAACGCCCCCGCCUCCACCGGUGGCACGGCCGCACAUCCAUCAGCGUUUGGGCCAGGCGCCCUAUCUCGAUCUCUCGCCGGAGGUGGCGGAGCGCUACGCCAUGCCCAGCAAGCUAGGAUCCGUCCCGUCGGCUGUCCAGAUGCCCCUUCCCGUCCCACAUGGCUCCCCCAUGGUGCGUCGCAGUAACCGUCGGCCAAGGCCCCCGAUUCCCGUGAACUUUUGCGAUCAAAUCCGCGCUCCUCCGCCGGGAUACGUGGUGCGGGCACAGAGCGACGAUCGCCUGGUAGAACAGGCGGAAGUUGAGGCCGCACCCCACGUGAAUCGCCGGAGUGGUCGCACUGCCAACGGACAGAAGUCACGUCCCCGCUCCUUUUGUAACUCGAUCGUGGGCGUGCAGGCCUAAAGAACUAAAGAACUCCCAUGACUUAAGUACGUCCCGCUGCACUUGCUCCUCGUCUCUCUCUUGCUCAAGCUCUCUGCCUAGGCAGGAUGCCUGUUACUAACUGUAUCAGGAUCACUCGGUCCCGACACACCCUUCAUACAUACAUACACAUAGAUGUUGCUGUUUCUUUGUUGUGCCUAACCAGCCUGCUAACGUGGCCAGGAAUAGGGCCUAACCCUAGCUUCCCGAGCGUGCGUUUAACGAUUCGGAUAAUGCCUGAUGCUGACUUGAAUUAUGUAAAACUUAGUAACCAUUCAAACACGUGCAAACAGUUUUAAGAGACUUUUCCCGAAUUGUGAUAGAAGGCGUGAAAAGUCGCAGCAGAAUGAAAGUCUAACAAUUUUAUGUUGAUCUGUGAUAACUGAAAACAAACAUGAGCGAAAAACGAUUAUUUAAAAACGAAAAUGUCACAAAAUCAUUAUCAAGCGAAUGAUAUGAAAAUUUGUUGAGAACGCAAGCGAGAUAAAUGAAAUUUAGCGCCAAUUGCAACGAAAUGCCUUCGGUGAAUGACGGAAUAGAGAUUAGAGUAUACAACACAUAUAUAAUAUAUACCGAUGUUAUGUGCGGGAGAGCGCAGCCUCCCCAAGAGCUGCCUUUUGUUGUUUACUAAUAUACGAUCUAUACAUACAUACAUAUUUACGAUAAAUGGCGAAAUGCCAUUGCACUACGAUGCAAACGUUAGUUGUCGGACACAAACAAAAGUUGCCUAUUGAGUUAAGUGCGAGAUUCGUUAUACAAACGUAAAGAAACAAAUUUAUAGAACUGUUAAGUCUAGUAUUAAGCUUUAAGCCACACAUGCAUUAGCAGAGCAGAUCCAAAUCCAAAUCGAAAUCCAUGUAGCGUAGGCACUAUUAACUGUUUAGAUAGAUCCACGGUCUUGAUCUUUAGCCAUGCGAAUUUCGCUGAUUGGUGCCAAUUCCCGACGAGAUUCGAAGCGUUUCCAAUAAAAUGUUCAUUUACACCAAA